Molecule: messenger RNA, 1304 nt
Organism: Cucurbita pepo subsp. pepo (vegetable marrow)
Lineage: Eukaryota; Viridiplantae; Streptophyta; Magnoliopsida; Cucurbitales; Cucurbitaceae
Product: cytochrome b561 and DOMON domain-containing protein At3g25290
Source: RefSeq, a predicted model, not a curated record
UAUCUUUGCUAAUUACUGCAUUCUGACAGACGCUAAUUUCAGUCCCCAAAUACAUCCCCACAGACCUCACUUCGCUCUUCCAUGGCGUCUUCUUCUUCUUCCUCGAGUUGGGGGUUGUGGUUUUUCCUCUUCCUUUCUCUGUUUUUCUCUCUAGGAGAUUCUCUCACCUGUUCUUCAAGGAAGUUCUCUAACAACAAUCUGUAUUCUCACUGCUCCGAUCUCUCUUCCCUGUCUGCUUUCAUUCAUUGGACUUACGAUUCUUCCAAUUCUUCUCUUUCUGUUGCCUUUGUUGCCAAACCUUCCACAUCCGCCGGAUGGAUCGCUUGGGCUGUCAAUCCUACUUCCACUGGUAUGGCUGGCUCUCAGGCUCUCGUUGCCUAUCUCCAAGGCGGCGUUCCGGUUGUCAAGACUUAUAAUGUUGUUUCUUACGACUCUGUCAAGCCUUCCAAGCUUUCUUUCGAGGUUUGGGAUGCGACGGCGGUGUUUUCCGGUGGAGAGUUGAUGAUUUUCGCGAAAUUGAAGGUGCCUGAGGCGGCUACAGCGGUGAAUCAGGUCUGGCAAGUUGGACCGUCUGUUGAUGGAACGGAUUUGGGCGUUCAUGAGUUUAAACCUCCCAAUCUCAACGCUAAAGGAACCCUAGGUUUGUCUGGCGGCGGGACAAACUCCGCCUCUAGUGGCGGGAAAAUUGAUUCGCGAACCAUGAGGAAAAAUAUUCACGGAGUUCUAAACGCAGUGAGUUGGGGGCUUCUGUUCCCAAUCGGAAUCGUUAUUGCGAGGUACCUUAGGGUUUUUCCGUCGGCGGAUCCAGCGUGGUUUUAUCUUCAUAUUUCGUGCCAGAUUUCCGCGUACGCCAUUGGAACGGCUGGUUGGGCGACUGGAUUGAAGCUUGGGAGUGAAUCGGAAGGGUAUGUGGUUUACGAUCACCGGAACAUCGGAAUUGCUCUGUUCUCCAUGGCAUCUUUGCAGAUGUUGGCACUGUUUUUGAGGCCAAAAAAGGAGCACAAAUACAGGAUAUAUUGGAACAUAUACCACCAUAGCAUAGGAUACUCCAUCUUAAUCCUAAGCAUCAUCAACGUGUUCAAAGGGUUCAAUGUGUUGAGCCCCGCCCACAAGUGGAAACUCGCCUACGUGGUGGCCAUCGCCGUCGUCGGCGGUGUUGCUGUCGUCUUGGAAGCCGUUACUUGGCUCGUCGUCUUCAAGAGGAAGCCCUCUACCUGAACCCCUUCUUUUCCUUUUUUUUUUUUCUUUUUAAAUUAUUAUUUUUAUUUAUUACGUUGUUGUGAGGUUAAUUAUCGUUAUUAUUA